AGCGCUAUAGGCUCUCUGCUUUGGGGACAGGGACGCAGCUUGCAAACCUGGGCAUGCUUUCCUUUGGCUAAACGUUUGUUGUUAAUCUUAAAGGCUUUGUGUGUAACAAGACAAGACUCGGACAGAUCUGUUGCCAUGGUGGAUGUUUCUCUCCUCUUUUUUCAGGUGAAAGUAAUUUGUUUUUUGUCAUCGGUGCCACAAGAGGACAUGCAAGGAUUUAUUCUUUCCAGAAAACUCCAGUCUAAAUUGAAGGUUGGUGCAUCGCUGCAGUUGUAGUCCUUCUGUGAUAACUGUGGCAACAGGCAAACACAAUUCCCCAAUCACACUGAGAGAAGAGCAGGAGGGGGGAUGGGAGACAAUAUACCUGGAGGAAUUGUAGCAGCUGCAAAGAACCGUCUGCAGGUGGUGAAGGGGUUGGAAGAUGUGGAGGUGUCUGAGUGUGAGAGCUGCUCCUUUGAAGUGAAACUCAAUCUGGCCUAUAUCGAGGGUGUGUGGACCAGAGAUGGGAUGCAGCUUAAGUCAAAGCCCAGCUGGCGCAUCAGCACACAUGGGAAGAAGCACUCCCUCGUACUGAACAGGGUGGCUUUGGGAGAUGCAGGCCUGUUCUCUUUUCAGGCCAACGGCAUUCAGACCUCAUGCAGACUCAGUGUCACAGCUAGGGACAUCCAUAUAGUGAAGGAGCUCGAAAAUGUUGACACGAUGGAGCGUCAACCUGUGAAUUUCCUGUGUGAGGUCAACCAGGUGGAUUUGGAUGGUCGGUGGUACAGAGAUGACUGCCGAAUUCGACCUGGGGACAACAUCAAGAUCAGAUACCAGGGUAAAACUCACACCCUGUUCUUCAAGUCAGUCAGGCCAGAGCAUGCUGGAGAGAUCAGAUUCACUGCAGAGCGUGUCUCUUCCUAUGCAACUCUUACAGUGAAAGAGCUUCCAGUCCAAAUAGUGCGUCCUCUGAGGGUCAAGAUAGCCAUGUAUCGCCACCGAGGUCUGCUGGAGUGCCAGGUGUCACGGCCUAAUGCUCAGGUCCGGUGGUACAAGAACAGGAAGGAGCUCGUGCCCAGUAAAAAAUACCAACUGAUCAGCCAAGAUGUCUACAGGCAGCUGACCAUCGACAACGUCUGCUCUUCAGAUGAGGACACCUACACCUGUGAUGCAGGGGAUGACAACACCUCUUGUCAGCUUCUCGUGGAGGAGCAGGCUAUCAGAAUAGUGAGGGGGAUGAGCUCAGUGGAGGUGAUGGAGCCAGAGCCAGCGCUGUUCCAAGUGGAGACCAGCCUGAAAUCAGGGAGGCCUCCCCGGUGGACCCUGAACGGUGAGGUGCUGGAGCCUAGCGCAGCAGUGAACAUCGACAGGAAAGGCACCCUCCACAGCCUCUGUCUCACCUCCACAGAAAGCUCCAUGUCGGGCCCCAUGCUCUUUGUAGCUGGCAAGAGUCGUUCCACUGCUCAGCUUACUGUCAAAGAGCGACCUCUCCAGGUUGCCCGCCACUUGGACGAUGCAGAGGCGAAGGAGAACAGCUCUGUGACUCUGAGCUGUGCGUUUUCCCCGUCUCCCAGGGUGGUGCGGUGGUUUAAAGGUCGUACGGCUCUGAAGACCUCGAACAAGUACAGCAUGAAAAGGGAAGGGAAGCGAGCACAGCUGACCAUUCAUGGCUUGACAGGGAUGGAUGCAGGACAGUACCGCUGCAUGGCUGGGGGCUCCCAGAGCACAGCUCAUGUUAAGGUUGAGGUGCGAACACUGAAGUUGGUCAAACACUUGGAGCCAGUGGAAAUGGAGGAGGAGGGCAUGGCAACAUUCUCCUGUGAGCUCAACUAUGUGGUCGCCAACGUGGAGUGGCUCCUUAACAAUGUUCGCCUCUAUUGCAACGCCAUCAACAGGAUCCAGCACAUGGGCACUAUGCACAGUCUCACAAUAAAGACGCUGCGACCACAGGAGAGCAGGGUCACAUUCAAAGCCGGCCUUCUCUCUGAGACAACCACCUUAAAGGUCAAAGAGCGCCCAGCAGUGUUCCUGAGGUCUCUGGAGGAUGCAGUAGGAGAAGAACAAGGGGAAGUCUGCUUGCAGUGUGACAUUUCCAAAGAGACAGUGACCCCUGUUUGGAGGAAGGAUGGUAUGGUCCUUACCGCUGAUGAUAAACAUGAGUUACUUCAGUUUGGAAAGACCAUGGCAUUGAUCAUCCAUUCCCUGAGCAAGGAUGACGCUGGACUGUACACCUGUGACCUGGGCACCAGCCAGACCAAGGCCAAAGUUACUGUACAUGACUUACAUAUCACUAUUGUUCAACGUAUGAAGACAACAACUGUCCUGGAAGGCGAAAGCUGCACUUUUGAUUGUCACCUCUCUCAUGAUCUCGAUGAUGAGCCUUCCUGGACCAUCAAUGGCCAGGUGUUGGUCCCCAAUAGCCGCAUCCAGGUUAUCAACAAUGGCCGCAACUAUAGGAUGACCAUUAAAGAUGCUAUACUGACUGAUGCUGGAGACGUGGUCUUCACAAUUAAGGACUUGAGCUGUAGGACCAUGCUCUUUGUUAAAGAGAAGCCAGUGCACAUCUUCAGGGAGCUGUUGAAUGUCAAAGCGGUACCUGGCGAGGACGCAGAGCUGAGCUGUGAGAUCACCAAACCAGAAGUCACUAUCCGUUGGCUGAAAAAUGGCCAUUUGAUCAGGCAGAGCCCAAAGUAUGAAAUGAGUGUGGAGAAGAACUCGGCGCGAUUGGUGAUCAAGAAUACCACCAUCAGAGACUCUGGAGAGUACUGCUGUGAGGCCGAAGGCAUUGCCUCGCGUGCCAAGCUGGAGAUUAGAGAACUUCAGCAUACAUUUGCGAGGGAGUUAAGGGACACACGAGCAGAGGAAAAGGGUAAAGUGACCCUGGAGUGUGAGACCAGGCGGCCAGCCAAGCGGGUGACCUGGCUGAAGGGCAUGGUGGAGCUGAGGUCUGGUAGGAAGUAUGUCAUCAGGCAGAAGGGCGUGGUGUUGUCCCUAACCAUCACUUCACUGGAGAAAUCGGACACGGAUGUAUACACGUGUGAUGUCAGUACCAUGCAAAGCCGGGCGCAGCUGACUGUGCAGGGUCAGAAGGUGUUGAUCCUGGAUGAAUUAGAGGAUGUUGAGUGUCUAGAGGGCGACACAGUCACAUUCAGGUGUCGAAUUUGUCCCAGUGACUACAUUGGGGUCAAGUGGUAUCUGGACGAGACUCUGCUGUACACCAAUGAGCUCAAUGAGAUCCAGAUGUUGCCCGGAGGCUUCCACACCCUCACAUUUAGACAGCUUGCCCGCAAAGACACUGGCACUAUCUCGUUUGCAGCAGGGGACAAAAGAUCGUAUGCCUCAAUGUUGGUUAGAGAGAGACGUCCCACCAUCAUUAAAGCACUUGAAGACUGUGAGGCUAUUGAAGGAGGUGGUUUGGUUUUGUCUUGUGUGGCCUCCAAGCCAUGUCACAUCCUGUGGUACAAAGAUGGCUGCCUGAUGUGGAACUCUUCAAGGUAUUUUGCCAGUCGUUCUGGCUGUGAGGCCCGGCUGACGAUUCGGGAGGUCUGCAACAACGAUGCCGGAGUGUACGAGUGCAGUGCUGGAUCUGUUACAACUAGGGCCGUUGUAACUGUCAAAGCCAUCCCAGCAGAGUUCACCCAGUCUCUAAAGACUGUGGAGGCCAAAGAGGGGGAGACUGUGACCCUGACCUGUGAAUACUCUCUGCCUGGGGUCCAGUUCCACUGGAGGAGAGGUUUUGAGACUAUCAGGCCUGGAGAUAAGUACCUGAUGAAACAGAGGAAGACCAUUAAUUCCCUAACCAUUAAAGCCCUGAAGCCUGAGGACUCAGGAGAAUAUACCUGUCAGUGCAGAGAUCACCGCACUACAGCAAGCCUCAAAGUACAUGCUGUUCCCAUUACAUUUAUACAACAGUUAAAGGACAUGCAAGCAGAGGAGGGAAGCAAUGCCCUAUUGCGCUGUGAGCUGUCUAAACCUGGUAUUCCAGUAGAAUGGAGGAAGGGACAUGAUCUGUUGAAGAAUGGAGUGAAAUACCAGAUAAGGAAAAGGGAGACCAGCCUGGAGCUUCUGAUCUGGAAGCCUGUUCCUGAGGACAGUGGGGUCUACAGCUGUGUGUGUGCUGAUCAAAUGACAUCUGCCACUGUCAAAAUCACUGCUCUCCCAGUCACCUUCAAGCAGAAGCUGAGGAAUGUGCUGGUUGAGGAGGGCAACACUGCGGCUUUACGCUGUGAGCUGUCAAAGUCUGGUCACACUGUCGAGUGGAGGAAGAGGGGGGAUGAACUCAUCCGGAGUGGAGAGAAAUAUCAUAUGCGGCAGAGAGACAUGCUGAUUGAACUGAGGAUCUUUGAUGUUACACCUGAGGACAGCGACAUCUACACAUGCAUCUGUGGGAACAUAGAGACCACUGCAACUCUGACUGUUAAUGCUCUUCCCAUCAACUUUAAGCAAAAACUGAAGAACCUCCAAGUAGAGGAAGGACACAACAUCACACUAUAUUGUGAGAUCUCUAAAGCGGGUGUCCCAGUAGAGUGGAGGCUUGGAGGAAAUCUGCUGGAGAACGGAGAGAAGUACCAGAUUAAGCAGAGGGACUCGGCCCUGGAGUUGAUCAUCAGAGAUGCUGAACCAGAGGACAGUGGGAUCUACACCUGUGUUUGUAGAGAGCAGAGAACAAAGGCCACCGUUAAAGUUAUCGCUGUUCCCGCCACAUUUAAAGUAAGACUGAAGAGCCAGGAGGCCGAAGAAUAUAGCAGUGUGACAUUACGCUGUGAGCUUUCAAAGAAGGGAGUCGCGGUGCAGUGGCAGAGAGAGACUCAGGUGCUGUCCGAGGAGAUAUAUCGAGGAAAGUAUCAGAUGAAGCUGGAAGGAAAGAUAGCUCAGAUGACUAUUCUCAACGUCCAACCAGAAGAUGCAGGGAAGUACAGCUGCAUCACAGGAGAUGAGAAAACCACAGCUGAAGUCAAAGUGAAACCACUUCCUGUGACAUUUAAACGAGCGAUCCAGCACCUGGUGGUGAAGGAAGGGGACAGUGGAGUGUUCUGCUGUGAGCUCUCCAAACCUGGAGCUCCAGUGGAGUGGAGGAAAGGCAGGGCGAUCCUGAAGCCUGGAGAAAAAUACGAGAUGAAGCAGGAGGGACCUUUCACUAAACUGGUUGUCAACAACGUAGAGGAGAACGAUGCUGGCAAAUAUAUCUGCAAGACUAAAGACAGCCAAUCGACUGCUGAGCUCACUGUCCAAGAAUCACCCAAGCGCAGACGCCAAAGAGGUUUACCACCAAGUUUUAAGAUGCCGCUAGUUAACCAGGAAGUGACGGAGGGCAACAGUGUGGCGCUGCGCUGUGAGCUCAACAAACCUGCCCCUUCAGUGGAGUGGAGGAAAGGAGGAGAGCUGCUGAAAAACGGAGACAAGUACCAGAUGAGGAAGAAGGACCUGCAGGUGGAGAUGAAGAUUGCUGACCUCAGUCUGGAAGACACUGGAGAUUAUACCUGUAUAUGUGGAGAACAGAGUACCAAAGCUAGGAUCAUUGUGAAUGAGCGGCCCAUCAAAUUCCUUCAAGAACUGAAGAAUAUUCAGGUGCAGGAAGGCAAUGGAGUGACGCUCUGCUGUGAGCUCUCCAAACCAGGCACUCCAGUGCAGUGGAAGAAGGGAGACAAGGUGUUGACCAACGGAGAGAAAUACCAGAUAAAGCAGAGCGGCUCCACCCUGGAGCUCCUCAUCAGGAAAAGCCAGCCUGAGGACAGUGGCACAUACAGAUGUGUUUGUGAAGACCUGAAAACGACUUCCACCAUCAUCAUCACUGCGAUCCCGGUGACUUUCAAGCAAAAGUUGAAGAACCAGGAAGCUGUGGAGGAGGGCUGUGUGACACUACGCUGUGAGCUUUCUAAAGCAGGAGUUCCAGUGGAGUGGAGGAAAGAUGCUCAACUUCUGAAGGAGGGAGAAAAAUAUCAGAUGAAGCAAGAAGGCAGGAUGGCUGAGAUGCUGAUCAGAAAUUUAACUCUCACAGAUUCGGGGGAGUACAGCUGUUUUGUUGGCACUGUUGUGACUUCAGCUGACAUCAAAGUGAGAGCGAUUCCUGUAACAUUUAAACAAGCGCUGGAGAAUUUGGAGGUGAAGGAAGGGGACAGUGGAGCUUUCUGCUGUGAGCUCUCCAAACCUGGAGCUCCAGUGGAGUGGAGGAAAGGCAGAGUCAUCCUCAAACCUGGAUACAAAUACGAGAUGAAACAGGAGGGACAUCUCACUAAACUGAUAAUCAACAACAUGGAGGAAAGUGAUGCCGGGAAAUACACCUGCAAGACGAAAGACACCCAAUCAACUGCUGAGCUCACCGUCAAAGCUCCUCCCAUCACAUUCAAGACAAAGUUAAGAAACCAGCAGGUGGAGGAGGAGAACAGCGUGAUGUUGAACUGCGAGCUGUCGAAGCCCGGCCUUGCUGUGGAGUGGAGGAAAGGACAAGAGCUGCUGAAGAAUAAUUUCAAGUACCAGAUUAAAAAUCGAAACAGCAGCAUGGAGCUGACCAUCAAAAACACACAGCUAGAGGACAGCGGACUUUACAGCUGUAUCUACGGCGACAUCAAGACCACAGCCAACAUCACCAUUACACCUAUCCCCCUCACCUUUAAAAUGGGUCUGAAGAACCAGGAGGCCCCUGAAGGAGGCAAUGUGAUCCUUCGCUGUGAGCUGUCCAGGGCUGGGGUGCCUGUGCAGUGGUGGAAGGCGGAGGACCAGCUCUAUCACGGGGGAAGAUAUCAGAUGACAUUGAAGGGGAGGACAGCCGAAAUGCACAUCAAAAACAUCCAGCCCGAGGAUGUUGGCGAGUACAGCUGCGUCUUGGGGGAGCAGAAGACAACGGCUGAAGUCAACGUGAGAGCGGCAGCAUCAGUGUUCUUUGAGAAGGAACUGGAGAGCCAAGCGGUGAUGGAGGGGAAAUCUGUGCUGAUGUCUUGUGAAGUUUCCAGUGCUAAUGUCCCUGUCACUUGGAAGAAGGACAACAAUGUGGUAGAAGGAGGGCAAUACAUUUUAAAGAAGAAAGGCCCCACACACACCCUGGAGAUCAAGAAACUGCAUAUGGAGGAUGCUGGAGAGUACUGCUGCAUCUCCAGAGGCAAGAAGACCACUGCCAAGCUGAUUGUGAGGGCUUCCUCUUCCUCCACAGAGCGCGUGCGGAUCGUUACAGAGCUGCAAGGUAUAACGGUGACAGCGGGUGAGGACGCAGUGUUUGUGUGUGAGCUGAGCCAUGCAGACGUGAGUGAGGGUGUCUGGUGGCUCGGCUCCAGCCCUCUGCAGAAGAACGAGAUGAACCAGAUGACGUGCCAGGGUCGCCAGCACCGACUGGUCCUCACUAUGACAACACCUGAGGAGACGGGCAUUGUGGCAUUUGUGGUUGGGGAGGAGAGGACCUCUGCACGUCUGCAAGUUGUUCCUAAGGCCCAAGUUUUAUUUGAGGAAAAGCCUAAAGAUGUCGUGAUCAUGGAAGGAGAGACAGCUACUUUGUCCUGCACAACCUCGGAUUUCACCUCCCCUGUUACCUGGAGGCGCAACCACAUCCCUCUCCGAAACGGUGAUAAAUAUGAGAUACUUAAGAAGGGAAAAGUCAACCUAUUGCUUAUCCGUGAUGUGGAUCCCCUGGAUACUGGCACAUACUGCUGUGAUACAGGAGAUGUGCAGAGCAGUGCUAUACUUACUGUAACAGAGCUCCCUCCAUUCUUCCAAGAAGAAUUGCAGAGUGUGAAAGUUGAGGAGGGAGGUACAGCCUCUCUGUACUGUGAGCUUUCUAAACUUGGAGUGCCAAUUCAAUGGAAGAAAAACAGGCUGCCACUAAGAGCCAGCAGAAAAAAUGAGAUCAGGCAGGAUGGCUGCCUCCUCCAGCUCCACAUCAAGGAUCUCAAACUUGAGGACAGUGGAAGCUACACAUGUCAAGCAGGAAGUGCAGAGACCACUGCUACUGUGACAGUGAAAGAGCUCCCUCCAUUUUUCAAGAGAGAAUUAAGAAGUGUGGAGGCUGAGGAGGGAGGUGCAGCCUCUCUGUGCUGUGAGCUGUCUAAACCUGGAGUGUCACUACAGUGGAAGAAGAACAGGCAGCCUCUGAGAGCCAGCAGAAAGUACGAGAUGAAACAAGAUGGCUGCCUCCUCCAGCUGCACAUCAAGGAUCUCCAACCUGAGGACAGCGGCAGCUACACAUGUCAAGCAGGAAGUGCAGAGACCACUGCUACUGUAUCAGUGAAAGAGCUCCCACCAUUUUUCAAAGAUGAAUUGCAGAACGUGGAGGCUGAAGAGGGAGGUGCAGCCUCUCUGUGCUGUGAGCUGUCCAAAGCUGGAGUGUCAGUACAGUGGAAGAAGAACAGGCUGCCACUGAGAUCCAGCAGGAAGUAUGAGAUGAAGCAAGAUGGCUGCCUUCUCCAGCUCCACAUCAAGGAUCUCAAACCUGAUGACAGCGGCAGCUACACAUGUCAAGCAGGAAGUGCAGAGACCACUGCUACUGUGUCAGUGAAAGAGCUCCCUCCAUUCUUUAAGAAAGACUUAGAUAGUGUAGAGACUGAGGAGGGAGAUACAGCCUCUCUGUGUUGUGAGAUGUCUAAACCUGGAGUGUCAGUACAAUGGAGGAAGAACAGGCUGCCUCUGAGAGCGAACAGGAAGUACGAGAUGAAACAAGAUGGCUUCCUCCUCCAGCUCCACAUCAAGGAUCUCAAACUUGAGGACAGUGGAAGCUACACAUGUCAAGCAGGAAGUGCAGAGACCACUGCUACUGUGACAGUGAAAGAGCUCCCUCCAUUCUUUAAGAAAGACUUAGAUAGUGUAGAGACUGAGGAUGGAGAUACAGCCUCUUUGUACUGUGAGCUGUCUAAACCUGGAGUGUCAGUACAAUGGAGGAAGAACAGGCUGCCUCUGAGAGCCAGCAGAAAGUAUGAGAUAAUGCAAGAUGGCUGCCUCCUUCAGCUGCACAUCAAGGAUCUCCAACCUGAGGACAGCGGCAGCUACACAUGUCAAGCAGGAAGUGCAGAGACCACUGCUACUGUAUCAGUGAAAGAGCUCCCACCAUUCUUCAAGGAAGACUUACAAAGCGUGGAGACUGAGGAGGGAGGUGCAGCCUCUCUGUACUGUGAGCUGUCUAAACUUGGCGCAUCAGUACAAUGGAAGAAGAAUAGGCUUCCACUCAGAGCUAGCAGGAAGUAUGAGAUAAAGCAAGAUGGCUGCCUUCUCCAGCUGCACAUCAACAAUCUCAAACCUGAGGACAGCGGCAGCUACACAUGUCAAGCAGGAAGUGCGGAGACCACUGCUACGGUGUCUGUGAAAGAGCUCGUACCAUUCUUCAACAAAGAAUUACAAAGCGUGGAGGCUGAAGAGGGAGGUGCAGCCUCUCUGUGCUGUGAGCUGUCCAAAGCUGGAGUGUCAGUACAGUGGAAGAAAAACAGGCUGCCACUGAGAGCGAACAGGAAGUAUGAGAUGAAGCAAGAUGGCUGCCUCCUCCAGCUCCACAUCAAGGAUCUCAAACCUGAGGACAGCGGCAGCUACACAUGUCAAGCAGGAAGUGUAGAGACCACUGCUACUGUGUCAGUGAAAGAGCUCCCUCCAUUUUUCAAGAGAGAAUUAAGAAGUGUGGAGGCUGAGGAGGGAGGUGCAGCCUCUCUGUGCUGUGAGCUGUCUAAACCUGGAGUGUCACCACAGUGGAAGAAGAACAAGCUGCCUCUGACAGCGAAGAGGAAGUAUGAGAUAAAGCAAGAUGGCUGCCUCCUCCAGCUCCACAUCAAAGAUCUCAAAGCUGACGACAGCGGCAGCUACACAUGUCAAGCAGGAAGUGCAGAGACCACUGCAACUGUGACAGUGAAAGAGCUCCCACCAUUCUUCAAGGAAGACUUAGAAAGUGUGGAGGCUGAGGAGGGAGGUACAGCCUCUCUGUACUGUGAGCUGUCUAAACCUGGAGUGUCAGUACAAUGGAAGAAGAACAGGCAGCCACUGAGAGCAAACAGGAAGUAUGAGAUGAAGCAGGAUGGCUGCCUCCUCCAGCUCCACAUCAAGGAUCUCAAACCUGACGAUAGCGGCAGCUACACAUGUCAAGCAGGAAGUGCAGAGACCACUGCUACUGUAUCAGUGAAAGCACUAGAGCUGACACCACCAAAGGCAGAUCCUCCCACGAUACUGCCCCGGGAAAAGGGCACUGUUUCCAAACCAACUCAUACUCCAGAGAACCAGAAGCCUGGACUCCAAGAGGUCCAGCCUGUUCCUCCAGAGCCCAAAAAGAGAGCUAAUAGGAAAGCAUCUAUUACAAGUUUAGAAAAACAUAUGGAGCCAAUGUUUGACCUAAAACAGGGCAUCCAACCUGCAAGAUCUAUGGAGAAAGACUUUGAUGUUGCACAGAACGUAACACAACUGGAGAAGCAUGGGGAGAAAGACAGUGAGGUGUACAAGGACAUUGACAAGACAGUGAGACUACUGGAGAAGGAUGAUGGGGUUGACAAGGAGGCGGAAGAGCCAGCAAGGCCUUUGGAAAGGGAGAAAGACGUUUUCAAGAGACAACCAGGAACGAAUUCUGAGAACCACAAAGUUGACCGUAACGCAAGUCAGUUAGACAGGGUUCAGGGAGACACUUUGUUUGAACAAAAGAAAAGGGGAAAUGAAGUUGAAGAGAGCUCAAAACAAGCAGGAAAGCCUUCAGAGAAAACAAGUGAAGUUGAGAGGAAGGAAAGCCAUCCAGGAAAAGUCCUGUGGCAGAACAGUCAAGAUGAAAAACAGCCUGUGAAACUAUUAGAUAAGUUUAUUGGUAAUAAAACAAAGGAACAAGAAGAGAAGUCCACAGUAAAGGAGGGCAAAGUAGAGGAAGAGGAACCUUUAAAACCACCAGUAAGAUCUAAAGGAAAGGUAACAGGGGUGAAGGAGCCAUUUAAAUAUGUUCCAAAGGAAACUGAGGAGAUCAUUGUCCAAUCAGUAAAGCCUACUGUAAAUGAUUCUGAAGAAGACCAUAAACAGAGAGACCAUGUGAAACAACAAGUGGCCAUAGAGGCAGAGAGAGAGGAAAAGCCACUAAAACUAGUGCCGUCUGUAAAUCAGCUGGACAAACAGUCAGUCGAACAACCAGUAAAGACUUUAGAAAAAGAGGCUGAAUUUGCCCCUCCAAAACCACCUGUGAGGAUAAAAAGCAAAGCAAAGGGGGGAAUGAAAAAACAAUCAUCAAGGGACACAGAGACAGAUCAAGAUGAUGGGGCGAUGACAAGAGUUGUGGUGAAAACAACAGAUGAUCAGCCAAUUAAAAUGUCAGUAGGGUCUUUGAAAAAAGAGGUUGAAGAGAAACCAAUAUUUGAGAGGAAACAAUCAGUAAAAACAGACACUGAGAUAGUUGAGAAAAUUAAGCAACCUGUGAAAGCUGCGGAGAAAGAUGCAAACACUAAACAGACGAUCAAACAACCAGUAAAACCCAUGAGAAAAGAACCUGAACUGGUGCAGGAAAUGAAACUUGUAGUCGAGCCAAUGAGAAGGGAGGAAGAACAACAAAGAACAAAGACGACAGAAGACAUUCCUCUCCUCUACAUUUCUGAAGAUGAAACUUUCUUAGAGGCUUUGACUGACAUACCAGCCAACCACAGCAAUGUCCAGCCCCCUGGUGCUUUUGUUGAGGGGUCCACCCAACCCGCUACUCUUCCUCCAAUUAAUGUACCGCAGAAGGCACAACCACCAAAUGAAGGUACACCGGAGAUGGACAUCAGCGUUGAGGAUGAACCACAAAUGAGAGAGGCUGCAGUCAAGAUCCAGGCUGCCUUCAAAGGCUACAAAACCCGCAAAGACAUGCGACCUGUCUUUAAAGAGGUGUUUAAGAACCAGAGUGCAGAUCUUCAUGGUACAGUCACUCUAGUGUGUAUUGUAGAAGGAAAAGUCAGCACAGCACGCUGGCUAAAACACGGCCAACAAAUCCUUAAUGACCAGCGGCGCUGUGUUGAGACUACAGAGAACGGUGUCUGCAGACUGGUGAUCAAAAACCUGACUACCUUUGACAGUGGAAUCUAUACAUGUGAGGUGGUGAAUACGUUUGGUGUGACCUCCUACAAUGGAAACUUAACAGUAGUACCGCCUCAGAAGCCUGUUCCGGCAGUCCAAAAACCUGUACACCCUCCACUUGCAGCCAUAACUCCUCUGCAACUCGCCCCGCCAAAGCUUGAGGCCCAGGCCAAAGCACAGACUCAGGAUCUGUCUGAGACUCAAACCCAGAUACCCACUUCAGCUACAGUUGCUGCGAACUACGUAGAAAAUGUGAGCGUCUCUCUGUGGGAGGCCUACAACCUGACGGAGAAGGACACUCAGAUGAGCCUACGAGAGAGGAGAGGAUCCUCACUCAUUGCUGCCAGCUCCAUGUCGAGUCCCUCGGAUUAUGACACAGCUCCAGAUGUGAUGGAACCUGUUGAGACUGGCCCAGCUGUACCAAGGGAAGUAACUAAAGCAGCGGACAAAGUGCCUCCAAAAGAUGAUAAAGAACAGAUGGCUCCUCCACAAUCUCCAAAGAAACUACUGAAGGUCAAAGGGGCUCACGAAAGUAGAAUGAGGACACCCUCUCCUAAACACCACCGCACUCACACGCCCUUAACUAGUGCCGUCUCUGGAUCAGAGUCAGAAGGGGAAGAGGAUAGACGAGAGACAUUUGAAAUGUAUGUGGCUCGAGCUGAUUGCAGUCCAAACAGCGGAAAAAAGGACAGUUUUGUUCUGAAGGAGGGCCAGUUUGUAGAAGUCCUGGACUCUGUUCAUCCGGACAGGUGGCUGGUGAGGACCAAACCCACCAAAACCAACCCUGCUCGACAGGGAUGGGUGUGUCCAGCCUACCUGGAGAAGAAGAGGAAGGAGACCUUCCCGCAACUGAGAGCACCUCAAGAGGAUCUUGAUGGAAUUGGGUCUACUGGAGAAGAGUACAGGAGAGCUCUGAGCCAGCUGAUUCAAGGCCUGAUUGAUGGAGAAGAGGAGUUUGUAAAGGAGAUGAAGAUGUUUACCUCUCACCAGCUGAAUUAUUUGGAUUCUAGCCGCCACGUCCCCAUUAACAUCCUUAACCAGAAGGAGAUCAUUUUCAGGAAUAUCAAGGACAUUGUGUUUCUGCAUGAGAGGUCCAUCCUUCCCGGGCUAAGAGAGUGUGCCACAGACGACGAUGUGGCUAUGCAUCUGAUCAAACACACAGAGGACUUUGAGAAAUAUCUUCACUACAUGGUGGGACAAGCACAAGCAGAGGCCUGCGUCGCUGACAAGGCUGUCCAACAGUAUUUCAAAGAGUUACCAGAAUCUGGUAAGCCUGAAGAUCCUGUCAUGGAUGUCCUUACCUUCCUCCAGCGACCAGUGGAGAGGAUUCAAACUUACCAGGCUUUACUGAAGGAGCUGAUCAAGAACAAAGCCAAAAGUGGCCAGAGCUGCUGUCUUUUGGAGGAUACCUUCUCCAUGGUGUCCUGUCUACCCUGGAGAUCUGACAACCUGCACCAGGUGUCCCUCAUCGAGAACUACCCAGCUCCUCUAAUGGCCCUGGGCGAGCCCAUGCGACAGGGAGUCUUCACAGUGUGGGAGGAAUCUCCAGACAUCAAGACGGGCUCCAGAGGGCAUCAAAGACAAGUCUUUCUCUUCAAGGAAUGUAUUGUACUGUGUAAACUUAAAAGAGACACCAGUAUGAACAGUGACACCUUCACAUUCAAGAACAAAAUGAAGCUAAAUGAUGUGGACAUAAAGGAGACUUUGGGCGGAGAUGAAAAGUCUUGGGGGUUGUGGCAUGAGCACAGGGGCUCAGUGCGGAGGUACACACUGCAGGGACGCUCCACCCUGGUCAAACUCUCCUGGCUCAAGGACCUGAAGGAGCUACAGCAACGUUCCAGUCUGCCCACUAACAGCCCACCAGUGUUUGAAGCACCGUUGUCUGACUGCACAACAAAGAUAGGACAGACAAUCAAACUGACCUGUAAGGUCACAGGAUCACCAAAACCGGUGGUCAGCUGGCUCAAAGAUGGCCUUCCUUUAGAGGACGACCCCCGUCACAUCAUCACAGCAGACCGGUCAGGCACCUGCAGUCUCAUCCUCGACAGCCUCACUGCAGAGGACUCUGGACAGUAUGCCUGCUAUGCUAUCAGCUGCAUGGGCAGCGCUGGUACUCUGGCUAAGGUUGUGGUGCGCGCUCCACCCAGAUUUGUGUGUCGGUUAGAGAGUGCUUGUCUGAUAGAAGGAGAGAAUAUACAGUUUACCUGCUCCACACUUACUACUCCUUUACCACGAAUCAGGUGGUUGAAAGAUGGCAGAGAGUUGACUGACCAGCAAAAAUACGUCAUCCUGAAUGAUGCUCGGAGUGGAAUCUUGUGUCUGACGGUCAUCAGUGCAACAGAGGCAGAUAUUGGACAGUAUGAGUGUGAGCUUUGGAAUGAGUUUGGCUGCAUCAAGUGCAAGGCAGGGCUGUGUCCCGCUUACGUACCACCGAUCGACAUUGAGGAUGACCAACCACAGGACUUACCUUCUGAAGAUGCAGACUCAGAGGGCUGGUCCACUGCCUUUGUGAAGAAAUGGCUACAGACGGAUUUCAGUCCGACCUCUAUUGCUAAGAUGCUCUUCCCUCCUGGACACCCUGAACAAACUGAAUAUAGCACUGAAGAGGCUGUUCCUGCCUCGACAUCCAUGGAUCAGGCGAUACAGCAGCCUGUGUGUUACCUCGAGGAAGAAGAGGAGAUCUACAUCUCAGAGCAAAUGCAGGAAAUUACAGAUGCUCCUCCCUCCAUCCAGGUACCCACUGAGGAUCUGUGUGUAGAACCUGGCCAACCAGCUACAUUUACUGCCAUCAUCACAGGAAGGCCGACUCCUAAUAUACAGUGGUACAAGGAUGGAGAAGAGCUUGCAGCCAAUAAUAAUGUAGAGAUAGUACAGCAUGGCGCCCGCUGCACAGUGACCAUUGUGUGCCCCGACGGUGAGGACAGUGGCAUAUAUACCUGCUUGGCCUACAACGACUCUGGCCAUGCCUCAUGCCAGGCUGAACUGACAGUGGAGGAAGGCCCACUGGAGUGUCAGGAAAGAGAGGUGGAGCUCGGGAAGAGAAGGAAGUUAUUCUCCGUCUAUGAUGUCCAUGAGGAAAUUGGAAGGGGAACCUUCGGGGUAGUAAAGCGAGUAGUCCACAGAAGAACAUGUGAAGUGUUUGCUGCCAAGUUCCUGCCUCUGCGGAGCAGCACUCGGACCAGGGCCUUCCAGGAGAGGGACUUGCUAUCCCGUCUGGCUCACCCCAGAGUUGCCUGUCUGCUGGACUUCUUUUGUACCAGACGCACUCUGGUGCUGAUCACAGAAAUCUGCUGUUCUCAUGGACUUCUGGACCAUUUAUUACUAAAAGGAUCAGUCCCUGAGAGAGAGGUUCGGUCAUACAUCCAGCAAAUCCUUGAAGGAGUUGGUCACAUUCACAGCAUGAACAUUUUGCACCUGGACAUUAAACCUGAUAAUAUACUCAUGGUGUAUCCGCCCAGAGAUGAGAUCAAGAUCUGUGACUUUGGCUUUUGCCAAGAAAUAGACACAUCCAGACACCAAUACAGUAUGUUUGGUACACCAGAGUUUGUUGCCCCUGAAAUUGUUCACCAAGAACCAGUCACUGUGACCACCGAUAUUUGGUCUGUAGGUGUAAUAGCCUAUAUAUGUCUGGUGUGCCGUUGCCCUUUUGCGGGACCGACAGACCGUGCUACACUGCUGAGGGUGGGGGAGGGGACCCUGAACUGGGACGCCCCUGACGUCUCCUCAAGGAGCCCUGAUGCCCAGAACUUUCUCCACAUGCUCCUUCAGCCAGAUCCAGAGAAGCGACCAUCUGCCUUUGAGUGCUUGAGCCACAAAUGGCUCCAGGACGAACAUGCAGGAGAAGACACGGAUGAAAUCAACACCAAGACUUUGAAAAUCUUCAUCUCAAAAAGGAAAUGGCAGCGUUCGUUGACCUGCAUUGGCUCAGUUCUCACUUUGAGGCUCAUCCCUGAGCUGCUGGACGCUCCUAUCAGAGAGACUGCAGUGACAGUGCCCCGCGAGCCCCAGGAGCACAGCAGCACCUCUGUGAGCAGUGGCUCCUCAUCGGAGUAUGACGAAGCUGACUCUUGGGACUUUUUCCAGCACUACAGCCCGACUGAGGAGGAGGAAGAAACUGAGGAGGACUAUGAUCCUUUAACGGAGAGAGCGCACAUCCCAGAGCCUUUUGCCAAACUCCACCUAGAUGCAGAAGAGGAAGUGACAUUAGGGGAGGAAGAAGAGGAGGAGAUGGUAGGAAGGAGGAGUGUACUAGAGCGGAGUAUGAGCAGGCAGUCAGUUGCGUCGUCAGAUGUGUCAGGCCAACAGACGCCUCACAGGGAGCGUAGGUUCAGCAAGGACAGCAGUCAAUCUCUCUACCUUUCUGAUGGAAGUGAGGGUUCAGGGAGUGACGGAGCUCGUAUCCCUCGUGGCAGCGUCAUCCGAAGCACUUUCUACAGCACAUCUCAUCAGCUUUCACCCAUGUCUGCCAGACACAUGACAUUACGGGACAAAUUCCAGGUCAAAAAGCAGGAGAGAGGCCGCAAACCACUCCGGAGAAGCUUUUCUGGACGUCUCAACGAGCCUCUUAUUGAAUAUGUGGAGGAUGAGACGGAGACCAAUCGUGGCCAAAGACGGGGAUCUGUCCAGCCUACAAUGCAGAAGUCCUGUUCCUUUGACAGUGGUGUUGGCCUCGCCCACACCAACGUACCCCCUCACAGGAGGAGCAGGUCUCUUGAUGAGUAUUCACGGCGAUCUCCCAGCUCACCCAAGCGCACAAAGUCAGGUGAAGAAGAAGGCUCUCAAAGUCUAAAGGAAGAUUUAACAGAUGAUGAAGUGGCAGGGAGAGGAUUGUUGGCCAUCCCGAGCCCUCGGCGACCCACAAGAAGAAGAGGCUCUGUCGCUCCAAUACAAGGGACUCGCGUGCCAGGUGGAUCAUCUGUUCCCUCAAGCGUCCUUGCUGGAGACAGAAUGAGCCCCAGGCUGGAUCAGGAGCAGGCAGCGGGCAACACCUUCGCUGGCUCCCAGGGGUCUCUUGCUGAGUCGUCUAUUUUAGAGCACGGUGGCUCUGAGUCUUCAAGCAGACUCGGCUCCUAUGAGGAGCUGAGUCAUGGUCAUCUCUCAGCGAGGCACAGAUCAGGAGAGAGUGAAGUGUAUGAUGAUCAAAGGGAGCCUCUGAUUUCACCAUCCCCACGCUCAUUCCAAGAGGUCAAACCGAGAAGCUUAUUUCCCCAGGCACCGCCACGUAACCGCACCCGCUCCAACCCCAACAUAUCCACAAACAGCAGGGGUCAGCCAGGGACCCCACUAACAGUGAGUCCCAGUCCCAGCCUCUCUUCUCUGCAGGCCCCAGAGAGGCCUCCCAGAGCCAAGGACAGAAAGGAGGGCUGUGGCCUCCAAAGGCAUGCAUCUGCUCCGGCCCUCGAAGCCCAGCCACCUACAGGAAAGUCCCCCAAGCUGGGACUGCUGAAGAUCUUCCGCAGGCAGUCCUGGACCAGCCAUUCAUACUCCCAGCUGGACAACACAGAGUUAGGACCCACACUAGGAGAGAUCAUGAAGCCAGAUACUCCCACCAUGUCUCUGAGGAAGAAAAUGAGAGCUUCAGCCUCCAGCCUGACCAAGCUGUUUUCCAGGUCUUCUAGUAAGGAGGAUGUGAAUAAAGGAGGGCCGAUAGUAAAAGGAUCAGCUCCCAUCGCACCUGAAAGGCAGCACAGAACUGGUCUUGAGAGUCCAAAAAAGAGGACCGCCAAACUAUUACCUUCUUUUAAAAUACCUGCAUUCAAUAAGACCAAAGAUCUGCUGGCCCGUCCCAACAAGCCUGAAGUGCUCCAGUUAGAUGGAGGUGGAGUCCUGCUGGUUUGGAAACCAGUCCAGUCCAGUAACCCUGUCAACUUCUGUGUGCAGUACUGUACAGAAGGUGGGGAGUGGACGGUCCUGUCGGAGGAUGUGACUGAAAGCUGCUAUGUGGUGAAGGACUUACCCAGAGGAGCCUCUUAUGUGUUCCGAAUAGGCUGCAUCACCAAGACAGGAGCAGGACCUUUCAGUGAUGCUUCAGCACCUGUUGUUAUGGCUACUCAUCCUGAAGAGAUUCACAUUCCUCUAAUCCAGACUGAGUCACUGGGGUCAAAGGUCACUGGGUCAGAACGACAGACAACACACAAGAACUACAAUUUCCUCUCCGAGAUCAACAGGGGUCGUUUCAGCGUAGUUACCCUGUGCAGGGAUGCCGAGACCAGCCAAGUGUUUGUUGCCAAGAUCACCCCUUACCAGGCAGAGCAGAGACAAUUGGUGCUGAGGGAAUACCAGCUGCUGAAGAGGCUUCAUCACCCUCACCUGGUGCAGCUGCACACUGCCUAUUUCACCUCCUGCUACCUGGUGUUAGUGGAGGAGCUCUGUCCCGGCAGGGAGCUGCUCUACAGUCUGGCAACGAGAGAUCUGUACGCAGAGACUCACAUCGCCGAGCUACUGGUUCAAAUUCUGAGUGCAGUUGACUACCUUCACAGCCGUCGAGUCAUCCACCUGGACCUGAAGUCUGACAACAUGCUGGUGGAUGAUUGCAACCACCUGAAGAUAGUUGACUUGGGCUCGGCUCAGUCCUUCACACCCGGUCAGCCUCUCAACAUCGAGCACAUCCAGGGACUGUCAGAGAGCAAAGACUGCCGCAGUAAAGUUUAUAUUGUCCUUCCUAAAGCUCCGGAAAUCCUGGAAGGUCACGGUGUCGGGCCUGAAACUGACAUUUGGGCUAUUGGAGUCCUGUCCUUCAUCAUGUUGAGUGCCGACAGCCCGUUCCAUGCAGAGCACAGCUGGGAGCAAGACAGAAACAUCAAGAAAGGGAAGAUCCAGUUUGGGCGCUGUUACCCUGGUCUGUCGGAGGGAGCCUUAAACUUCAUGAAGAGCAGCAUGAAUAACAAAUCCUGGGGGAGACCCACUGCAGCCGAGUGUCUCCAGAACCCGUGGCUGCGUGCCCAUCGUGCCCCACACAAAGGCCGACCUUCCAAAGUGUGUUUCUCCACAGACAAGCUUAAAGAUUACCUCAAGCAGAAGGAGGAGAAACGAGACCAGGUCCGCAUCAAGCUUCAGGGUCCCUUCUUCCAGUAAGGCAACACUGUGUUUUUUUUUUUGUUUUUUUUUACUAGUGGCUUUUCCUAGAAACUAUAACACAUUUCAUUUCAGCUGAUAGUUUCCUGUGUGGCUCAUUUCUAACUAGCUAGAGCCAGGCCACAUUAUGAAAAUCAUUAUAGUACCCUCUGAUUUUAAAAUUGUAAUGCGUCUUAAUGAAUUUUCAAAGUGUAUUUAUCCAUUAGCUUGUAUAUGUUAAUGUGCUGCAUUGUUUGUGCUUUGGUUUAUAUGGAAACAUAUCAGGGAUAAGGUUUAGUCUAAGAGUGCAUGAGUUGUAAAAUUUAGAUUUUGUGACACAAGAAACUGUUGUUUUCCCUCUGUGUCAGGCAGAGUUUAGCCUUAAAGUGCAAACAGUUUUCUUGUAAAUGUACACAUUUUGCCUUAAAGUUAUAAUGUAAAAAUGGAAAAUCAAUUAGAUUUUUGAAUGCUUCAUAAUAGUUAAAUAUUGGGUUAGUCACCCACCCGAAUGAGUUGAUAAAUGAAAGAUUAAUUAAAAAGCACAAAAGUGGUCAAGUCA
This is a messenger RNA of Perca fluviatilis (European perch), 19570 nucleotides long. RefSeq names its product obscurin, cytoskeletal calmodulin and titin-interacting RhoGEF a (gene obscna). Gene Ontology annotation, molecular function: protein binding; protein kinase activity; guanyl-nucleotide exchange factor activity. The coding region runs from base 349 to 19032 and encodes 6227 amino acids. Lineage: Eukaryota; Metazoa; Chordata; Actinopteri; Perciformes; Percidae. The record is from RefSeq and is a predicted model, not a curated record. The transcript has 81 exons. Gene Ontology annotation, biological process: protein phosphorylation.